This is a messenger RNA of Nematocida minor, 684 nucleotides long. RefSeq names its product ubiquitin fusion degradation protein 1. NCBI's taxonomy places the organism in Eukaryota, Fungi, Microsporidia. Gene Ontology annotation, cellular component: VCP-NPL4-UFD1 AAA ATPase complex. The transcript has a single exon. The coding region runs from base 1 to 684 and encodes 227 amino acids. Gene Ontology annotation, molecular function: polyubiquitin modification-dependent protein binding. The record is from RefSeq and is a predicted model, not a curated record.
AUGUUUUCCAGACUUUUUUCCAGAAGGAGUGAGCUAGAAUGGACGCUUACUCCGAAGAGAUACAGCGACGAAAGAACAGAGCACUAUUCAGGCAAAAUAUUCCUGCCUCAGAUCUGUCUGGUUACUCUGAUCUCUAAACAAGUCGACACUCCGUAUAUUUUCAAAAUAUCAGCACACAACAAUAUUUCCUACACACACGCCGGCGUGCAAGAGUUCAUGGAUGCGCCUGAUGAAGUAAUUUUGCCCAACUGGCUCUACGAUCAGCUAGCACUGGAUGGAACGCCCGUUGAAGUAAGCUGUGUUUCUCUUCCAAAAGGACAGUUUAUCAGACUUCUUCCACAGAGCAAAGACUUCCUGGACAUAGAGAACCCAAAGGCGUCAUUGGAGGAGUCUCUCAGAAACUACCAGGUUCUCAGUGAAGGCGACACAAUUUCUCUAUACAUACAAAGCGAGUUUAAGCACAUACUUUUCACUGUAGCUGAAAUACUCCCAAAAGGGCCAGGAAUAAGCAUAAUAGACACAGAUUUAGAGGUGGAUUUUCUGCCUCCUGUGGACUAUAUAGAAGAUAAAUUAGAAGAUGGAAGUUCACUCGUAAGAAAGACAGAAGAUGGAGGAGUUACAAUUGCAGAUCCAUUUUUUGCAGAUAAAGAAGAUGGCCUUGGGGUGGUCUUUAUACAGAAAUAA